UCCAAUGACAGGACAAACAUGGCGUCCUCCGUGUGGCUCAGGAGGGCAGCCGUUUUGAGCAGGGCUUUAAACUGGAUUUCAACGCCUAAACCCGUGUUAUCUUGCAUUUCAAAUAAUGGACUUGUCUUCCAAACAGCCUCGUACAACCCCAAACCUUUAAGACUGAGCCUCCGUGAGCCGUAUAUACCGGACAAAGAGAGCGAGAGUACGCCGGAGUGGCAGAAGACAGCGCGCUAUGAUAGGAAGCUGUACGGUCGCUAUGGUUCGGCUUCAGGGAUCGAUCCGGCCUCGCUGUGGCCUACUCCCGAAGAGCUAGACAAGAUUAUUGCCGAGGAGAACGAAUGGUAUCCUACUCUAGAAGUGAUGCGACAGAACAUAGCCGCUAGAGAAAAGGAAGAGACGGAAAAGCGCCUGGCCAAGGAAAAACUUAUUACAGCGAACAUGGCCAAAAUGCCUAAGAUGAUUGCAGACUGGAGAAGAGAGAAGCGAGAGGCUAAAGUGAAGCUCAAAGAGGAGAAGGCCCGGCGCUCAAAGCUGUUGGCUGAGGCCCGAGAGCGGUUUGGCUACAAUGUGGACCCCCGCAGCCCCAAAUUCUUAGAAAUGGUAGCUGAGAUCGAGAAGGAGGAGAAGAAGAAAAAGAAACUGCUGAAGCGUAGACAGAGAGAGGAGCAGGCGACCGUGCUUGUCACCCCUCCCUCUGCCUCCUCAUAG
This is a messenger RNA of Periophthalmus magnuspinnatus, 711 nucleotides long. RefSeq names its product growth arrest and DNA-damage-inducible, gamma interacting protein 1 (gene gadd45gip1). Gene Ontology annotation, cellular component: nucleus. The record is from RefSeq and is a predicted model, not a curated record. The transcript is spliced from 2 exons. Lineage: Eukaryota; Metazoa; Chordata; Actinopteri; Gobiiformes; Gobiidae. Bases 19 to 711 code for a protein of 230 amino acids.